Molecule: messenger RNA, 2450 nt
Organism: Xenopus laevis (African clawed frog)
Lineage: Eukaryota; Metazoa; Chordata; Amphibia; Anura; Pipidae
Gene: hoxd9.S
Product: homeobox D9 S homeolog
Exons: 2
Coding region: 61-882 (273 amino acids)
Biological process (GO): DNA-templated transcription; regulation of transcription by RNA polymerase II; proximal/distal pattern formation
Cellular component (GO): nucleus
Molecular function (GO): DNA-binding transcription factor activity, RNA polymerase II-specific; RNA polymerase II cis-regulatory region sequence-specific DNA binding; DNA binding
Source: RefSeq, marked provisional
GGAGGGUAUUGCAUACAGUUAAGAGUGUAACCUUUUAUAUGAGGGAGAGGGGAGCCCAAAAUGUCGUCAAGUGGGACCAUAAGUAACUAUUAUGUGGAUUCUCUCAUAGGACAUGAGAGCGAGGAGGGCUACGGGGGUAGGUUUUCCCAGGGAGGUCAGAACGCGACCUCUAGGCCAUCAGGUGACGGGGACCCUUCAGACUUCCAUCCCUGUAGCUUUGCUUCCAAAUCCGGCGUCUUCCCCACGUCCUGGUCAACGGUUCAGCCUCAACCUUCUGCAGGAAUGACAGGGAUCUACCACCCGUAUGUGGCCCAGUCCCACCUUGCAGCAGCAGCAACAGACAGCGGCAGAUACACUGUGCGCUCCUGGCUUGAUCCAAUCUCCAGCGCUGCGCCCUCCUUCUCUGAAUUCCAAGCUAACGGGCGCAACUACGGGAUCAAACCUGAGAGUGCUGCAAAGAGGACAGAGUGCUCAUCCUUUGCUUCCCAGGGACUCAGUCUGCCCGAAUACACGUGCAAUUCCUUCCCAGAAAGCACAGAGAAACCCGCGGCCAAGGAGCCUGCAGCACCCGCCAGCGAGGAGUCCAACAGCACUGAACUAAAGGAAGAGAAGGAGCAGCAAAAGCAGCAAAUUGACCCAAAUAAUCCUGCAGCCAACUGGAUCCACGCUCGCUCCACCAGGAAAAAGCGAUGCCCUUACACCAAAUACCAAACUUUGGAACUGGAAAAGGAAUUUCUCUUCAAUAUGUACCUCACCCGGGACCGCCGCUACGAGGUGGCCAGGAUUUUAAAUCUCACCGAGAGGCAAGUUAAAAUCUGGUUCCAAAACAGGAGAAUGAAGAUGAAGAAAAUGAACAAGGAAAAGGGAAAUAGGGACCAAUAACCCGUGGGGGAUGCACUGAUUUCCUUGUGUAAAAACAUGGAGCAGUUAAAUAUAAAUAUAUAUAUAUAACGGUCUUUUUUCUGCAGUAGAUGUAAAUGUGUAAUUGUGUGUGGAUUUUUUUUGUUCUGCAAACUCAGUUUAUUGUCAGUGCGCAUCGAAAGAUGCAACCUUUUAAUUUGUUCAUUUUUUAUUUUUACAAUUUACUGUGAUUGCACGUUAGGUUUCACAGGUAGGUAUUGCAAUUUUGUUCUGAGUUCUUAUACAAGAAAUUGUUGUAGGAUAGGAGAUUAAUGUACCCAGAAAAGUUAAGAGGUGCAGAUAAAAAUGCGCUGGCUGAUGUUAGCAUUAUGGCCACCCUUCAUUUAACAAAUGCUCGCAUUGGGAAACUAGGCGCAGGGUAUUUUCAACAUAUUUACACAUAAAUAGAAACCUAUAAUCUGGAUGGGCUGCUACAGAUCGAUUCUUUCCUUUGGAAAAUAUAGGAAAGGCCUAGGUUUAUAUAACAAGGAUAUUUAUUUACUUAAAAAAAAACCAACAGAUUUUCCAAAAUCAACUCAGUUUGUAAUGAAUUUAAACAUGGUGUGGAAUCUGGUUCAUAUUUUGUGCUUGUGGAUGAGAAGGUUGAUCAGAUUGGAUGAAGGCAGAGGCUGUUAUUGAGCCCAGUGCCGUUGGUUUUUGCGUAUCCUAUGUAUAAAAAUUUAAUUCGUUGGUGUAUUAGAAACAGCACAGUUUUGGGGGUAUAACCCCUUGGGGGAUUUAAGGGGCGAAUUGAUAAUAAUCUGGGGAAUUGAUAAUAAUCGUUUCUUUGAUGAUUACUGUGGCCAGUGAGGCAUUCCCGAGUUACACUGGACUGUACAAUUCUCUGGCCAAAUGUUCUUCAUGUGAAUCAGAUAUUAUUGUGGUUCUGUGUUUUUUUUAGAAGUUCCUUGAAUUUCCAUCUCGUGUUCCACAAUUCUCGCCCAAAGUUCACUUAUACACUUAUAUAUAUAUUUUAAUUCAACUGAAAGCACUGAAAUGGUUUUAUAUGUUGUGUUAUUGUGGUUUGCUUAUUGUGGUUUGCUAUGUACAAAUGACAUCCCUAGGAAUGGACAAUCUGUUGGCUGUAAUAAGGAGGAAGCUAAAUAGUUCCAGCAUCUGUGCUUGGGAAGAAUAAGAGAAUGUAAGCAUUUGGGACCCCUUCAUUGUCUUAUAAUUCUUUUAAAACAGGAAGAAGCACGGUGCAAUAAAGCCAUUUGGAUGGCUAGACGUCUGGACUUAAUGGUUUUACGACGUACCAUGGUGUUUUUUCUUUGAAACCAGUUUAUUUUGAUGUUUGUCUCAACUGACAACAAAAUCCUGAAAAACUUGGACUAUGUUUACGGUCAGUCUUUAGAAGCUUUAGACUGGGAAAAUAAUCUACAAUUGAGGACCGGCCUUACCAUUUGAACACAAAAAAUACUGAAAUGAAGAGACAAUUUUCCCCCCUUAUUGGUUAUUUACAUUUUUUUAAACAGAUCAACCUAUGCUUGGUCUUAAAAUAUUUUAAUGGAGUAGCGCGUAAAACGAAAAUAAAAUGUCUGUGAUUGUGA